Molecule: messenger RNA, 968 nt
Organism: Andrographis paniculata
Lineage: Eukaryota; Viridiplantae; Streptophyta; Magnoliopsida; Lamiales; Acanthaceae
Product: peptide deformylase 1B, chloroplastic
Exons: 6
Coding region: 26-853 (275 amino acids)
Biological process (GO): peptidyl-methionine modification
Cellular component (GO): chloroplast; mitochondrion
Molecular function (GO): peptide deformylase activity
Source: RefSeq, a predicted model, not a curated record
ACUGAGUUUGUGGCCGUUUGUGGUUAUGGUUUCCGCGGCGUUCCUCCACGCCGCCGUGCCCGUUCUUCGCCGCCGGUCGGCUGCUCUCGACUCGAGCUUCUGCAAUCUGCGGCGGUUCACAUCGGAAAGUUUGUUUGCUUCAUCUUCCAGAAGGUGCAAACGUUUUGUGCGGCCAAUUUUCGCGCAGGCUAGGCGAGGCUUUUCUUCCGUGGCUAGGGGGGAAGCAGUGGCGUCUCCGGCUGAUUUGCGAUUUGAAAGUCCGCUUAAGAUUGUGUUGUAUCCGGACCCAGUUUUGCGAGCCAAGAACAAGAAAGUUAAUACGUUCGAUGAGAGCUUGAAAAAACUUGCAGAUGAGAUGUUCGAUGUAAUGUACAGAACUGAUGGAAUUGGACUAUCGGCACCACAAGUUGGGGUUACUAUUCAGCUUAUGGUGUUUAAUGCAGCCGGUGAAAUUGGUGAAGGAGAGGAGGUUGUUCUUGUAAAUCCACGCAUUAACAGAUAUUCGAAAAAGAUCGUGCCUUAUAAUGAGGGCUGUUUAUCCUUCCCCGGCAUCUAUGCUGAUGUAGAGAGGCCGGAUUCAUUGAAGGUUGAUGCACAGGAUAUUACCGGUGCCAAAUUUGAAAUGAGUUUGUCUGGACUUUCUGCGCGGGUCUUUCAGCAUGAAUACGAUCAUCUCAAGGGAGUCCUCUUUUUUGAUCGAAUGAGCGAUGAAGUUCUUGACAGCAUUCGCGAGGAAUUGCAGGUGUUAGAAAAGAAAUACGAGGAAAAUACAAGAUUGACAAGCCCCGAAAAGAUCGAUGUGCAACGUCCGCGAGGUAGAAGAAAGAAAGCUGUUGGUUUUGGAAAAUCAUGAUCCUUUAUCCCUUCGUACAAACAGUUUUUGCCAUUCAAUUUUGUUGUUGUAUUAUGUGUUGUUGAUCAAAAUUUCCAUGGAUUGCUUCAAUCAUCAAGAUAUAGGUUAAGAUUAA